Molecule: messenger RNA, 1335 nt
Organism: Heterobasidion irregulare TC 32-1
Lineage: Eukaryota; Fungi; Basidiomycota; Agaricomycetes; Russulales; Bondarzewiaceae
Exons: 4
Coding region: 1-1335 (444 amino acids)
Source: RefSeq, a predicted model, not a curated record
AUGGCAUCUCGUCUGUCUACACCAAACGACUCCGAUAAUCAACCAACGCUCGUGGAUUUAUUGAUUGAAAGCGGUAUCGCAUCGCCACACUCGUUUCAUGAAACCACACUCAACACGGACUGGAUUUUCUGUGAAGAUAUCUCGAGACUAGAUCCAGUUAUUUCCGUGGCGUGCGCGAAACAGCUUGAAUUUGUUCGCACCUUCAAGUUAGGCUGGGCCUCGAGCGAGCCGCACGCCCUGGGCAUACCAGAGAAAUGGGAGCUUGAUGCCAAUUCAAAAACGUGGAUCUUGAGCGACCACAUGCAUGCAGCCGCCUUGCUGCGCUGGCUCCGUCCCAUUAAAGGCAAUCUUACAUUCAUCUCGACCGACGAUAUCGUCAAACGGCACGAUGAUUCGAAGUCCUUCUUGCCUGAUUUUCUGCUCCACGCGCCUCAUAUCCUCGAUCAUCCUAUCGAAACGGAAAGCUACGAUUGGACCAGUUCGACAUACUCUCUACCGUUUUUCAUGGAGAUCAUCUCGUAUCCUGGGGAUGAAGCCAGUGCCGAUAUGGCUAUCCCUGGAUUCUUCCAACCCACUCCAAAUUGCACUCUGGUCAGCGACGUAGUGUACGAUUUCCCGCCGCCACUUUCAGUGCGCAAUCACCAUUACAACAAGACGUUUGCAGUUGUGGAAAACUCUUUCAGGCCAUUGACCCCUUCCCACUUUCAAAUCAUAGCCAGCUUGUUGCGGCCCACGCUUUUGGUCGGCAUGAAGGGUCCUGCUCGCUGGCCAGCUCCCUUAGCCAAUUUGAUUCGCAUGUCCCAGUCUGCGUCGGUUUCCGCAUCUUUGAAUCAGACGCUGCUCGAUUUAGCUCAAAGUAUAGAACCGAAUCUAUUCGCUUUGCUGAUGAACUGGCACUAUAGAUGUGAGAGAAAUAUAGAUGGGAUUGGCGAGCCUUCGCUCCCAUCAUAUCGUUGCAUACCCACGUGGUUGAUUCAGUUUGGCUUGAUAUACGAUGCCGAAGGCUUGAUCAUUGUCGCUCAUAUUCCAUAUCUCGCCGCACCUUCAUCUCCCACCUCUGCACCACUCUCCUUUCUUUCAUGCAUAGUUGACCGUAUAUCUAUGCCUGGCCUUAUUGGCAUCCGUCCAUCAUCCACAUCACACGGUGCUUCCAUUCUCAGCAACCUCAAGGCUGCGCUAGCGCUGUCCUGUCUACAGCGGCACGCAUUCGUCGUAUCUGCCUUAUUGGAAGGGGUCUCCUGGCCUUCAUCAAUCGUUCAGGAAGAUGCUGAGGACGAAGGCGACCAAGAGGAUGGUUCAACAUCAUCUGAUGCGGAUGAGUAUGGAGUGUAUUGA